UUUCUGUGCUUAAAUAUUAUACUCAAUUUUUUACAGAGUGGUAAGACUACCAUAUCAAAUUUUCUGGCAGAUGCAAGCGACAUUCCUUUGGAUUAUAGACCGACUAAGGGUGUCAGAAUUCUAGAGUUUGAGACACAGAACAUAAAUGUCAAGAAUAAAUUCAUGAAGGCCGAUGUAGAAUUGUGGGACUGCAGCGGCGAUCAUAAAUUCAAGACUUGCUGGCCAGCUAUAAGAAAUGGUGUCAACGGUGUCAUAUUUGUACAUAAUGCUAAAUCACAUGAUUAUCUUCAUGAACUGGACCAAUUGUACGAUUAUUUUGUCAAUCAAACCAAGCUCGGUCCAACAAAUUGUGUAAUAUUUUGUUACAACAAUGAAAACUUAGUCAUAACUCCAGGAAAAAUGUCAUCAAAACUCGCUCGUGUAUCACAAGUGAGCUGCAAUGUAGAAGAGGGUGCAAAUAAAUUGAAAGUCGAUUUUCAAUCAUUUUUGGGAACACUGAUGAGCAAUUUGCAGGAGCACACAGAUCAAGAAGAAAUUAGCAUUAUACGAGACAACAUACUCUUUACCACGUAAACUUCCUUAGUACGUAAUGGAAAGUAAGACACUUCCCUAUUCUCCAAGGAGAAUAAUCAAAUGCAAAUCAUCGAUUUUAACACUUACAGCGUGACUGUAAUUGCAUUCUGCAUUACCAAGAUUUAUACUAAAUGAUUCGUUCAUGUUCACAAUGGUGAAA
Messenger RNA from Athalia rosae (coleseed sawfly), 733 nucleotides. Its product is annotated as intraflagellar transport protein 22 homolog. The transcript is spliced from 3 exons. Lineage: Eukaryota; Metazoa; Arthropoda; Insecta; Hymenoptera; Athaliidae. The record is from RefSeq and is a predicted model, not a curated record. The annotation marks the transcript as partial.